AUGAAGACGUGCAAGACGGUGUCUACAUGCACCCCACUGGAGGAGGCUCAAGGCACGCAUGUGUUUGAUAUCUUGGCUUACAGCAAGCACAAGGGCAUGGGCCACGGCGUGGACGACCUCAUACGCUCAGGGGUUUUCUCCGUCGGCGGCCACGACUGGGUGAUCUUCUUCUUCCCCGACGGGCAUAGCGAGAUCGAGGGAUCCGCGUACCUUAGGGAUGAUCGAUUGACGAUCGAAGGCGUCAUCACUGUUUUCAACAAGCCACAUGUUACCGAAACAAAAUCAUUCCCUAAAAUCGCCUGUUUUCAAGCAUCUGACAUGACUGAGCAUGUUAGCAAGCUACUUGAAGAAAAGCAGGGAUUUGAUGUCAGCUUCAUUGUCGAAGGAGAGACCAUUGAAGCCCAUAGGUUUGUUCUCGCUACGCGCUCGCCUGUUUUCAAAGCAGAGCUCUAUGGGUCGAUGCAGGAGGCGAGGCCGGGGCAAUGCAUAACAAUCAUGGACAUGCAACCUGAUGUUUUCAAGGCCCUGCUCCAUUUCAUCUAUACGGACUGUUUGCCUAGCCGUGAGGAUACCGAGAUGGUCCGGCUUUUACUAGUGGUUGCGGAUAGAUAUCCAAUGGACAGGCUCAAGCUGGUUUGCCAAAGCAUCCUUUGCGAGGAUCUGAACAAGGACACCGUGGCAAUCACAUUGGCUUUAGCUGAUCAACAUAACUGCCACCAGCUUAAGAAUGCUUGCCUUGAAUUUAUCGAAUUAUCAAAUUUCACGAGUGCUCUGGUGGCUACACGACGGUUAAAGGAUAUCAAGAAGACUUGCCCAUCUUUCAUAGUGGACGAAUUGGAGAAGAGAACAAAGAGUCGUAAAGCAUGA
This is a messenger RNA of Triticum aestivum (bread wheat), 867 nucleotides long. Its product is annotated as BTB/POZ and MATH domain-containing protein 1-like. The coding region runs from base 1 to 867 and encodes 288 amino acids. The record is from RefSeq and is a predicted model, not a curated record. Gene Ontology annotation, molecular function: protein binding. Lineage: Eukaryota; Viridiplantae; Streptophyta; Magnoliopsida; Poales; Poaceae. Gene Ontology annotation, biological process: protein ubiquitination. The transcript has 2 exons.